AGUGUAAAUGGUAUUAAAGUCAAAUCAAAUACACACAUAUAACUAAGGCCUAAGCGGUAAAUACGUGUUAACUUCUUUGACAUUAGAAUAAAAACUGAAAACGCAACAAAUAACAAUAUUAUUAAUAAUAAAAAAAACAAUAAUUAAUAAUAAUAAAUCUGUCUGAUCGUUUCUUCUUAUAUUUUUUGUUGAACUUGCGUUGUCGUCUUCUACGGUAUAAUACAAUUAGAAAAAUCUUCCAUCUCUUUGACUUAAUCAAGCAGUCGUCGUCGUCAUCAUCAUCUCUCUGUGGACAAUCAUUGUACAAUUACAGAACGUCGCCAAACAUCAAUUACAACAAUUAUACACCAAUAACAACAGCUGCAUAAUUAUCUAAAGAGGAAAAAAAAUUCAAUCUCAUCAUUAUAAAAAAAAGAUUCUAACAAAAAAAAGAGUUAGCAACAACAUCAUUGGCAUUUACAGCACCGAAACAACAAAAACAACAUCACAACAACAACACAACAACAACAACAAAAAACAGCAACAACAACAACACAGCGCAACACCAUUAUAAUGGACAAUCAGCCAAAUGAUUUUGUUGAAGUAGCAUUUGCUCCAUCCUACGAAAAUGUUGGCUACACUCCAAAUGAGGUCACAGAAAACCCCGACAAGCCCUCUCAGCAACAUCCACCUCCAUCUAAUUCAUCCUCUUCUUCCAAAGCUGCCACAACUGCAGCGGCUACAGCAACUUCAUCAACGUCUCCACUGGAUAAAUCUAACGGAGCCUCUUCUGAAUUGAACCGCAAUCGGCCGCACAGUGCAUCUAUGAUGAGUCGCAAGAGUACACUCAGUACCAGGAGUCAUGCCUCGCUCAGUGUUAGCACCUACGUCUCGGAAUAUGCUGCUGGAAAGAUGUAUUCUUAUAAGGACGGCUCAUUCAGCAAAGCAGUGGACAAAUGCAAGGGCAUCUUCAACGAGCAGGAUGGAGAAUUCAUGGGAGCAUGGCUGCUUACUGAAAUAGGCUACUGGGACACGGAGCACGAAAUGAUGGUACUUCUGACUCAGGAGAGUAUGGCGGUCGUCAAGUAUAACUUCAUCGGAGACAACAUCAGACUCUGGAGGAAGAUUUACUUGAAAGACAUCAACAAGCUGCAGAUUGCCGAUCUUACGUACCCCUCUGUCACUCUUAUGAUACCACGUGAUCAUGGUGGAGUACGUCUGCACCUAGGGACCCCGACAUUCCUGCAGCGUUGGAACCCCUGGUGCAACGACAUUCCCCUAAUGACCUUCACCCACCACCCCACCAUCUACAACAAAAACGAAACCGACACCCUAGUGCGUAUUGGCGUCCAUAUUAAAAUUCGAAUUAUGGAAACAAGAUGGAAACAUUCGCCACGCCACGCCACAGGUCGCGAGUUGAAGGUCGACGACAGCCCGAUAGUUGUGGAGUCCUACGCAGGCCUCAUCUCCGUCCUGCACAAUCAGAACAAGCUCGGUUUCAAUCUGGACAGGAAUGGAAUGACAUUUUAACGAAAUAGGCGGGGCUUAAGCGCAUCUGAUUGACAGCCGAACUUGAUGGGGAUGAUGUCGGUGACUAUUGAUUGAUUUGUUGAUUUCUUACCGCAUUACGUUAUGCUUUCAAAGCGUUUUUAUUUUCCCUUUUCGUUUGUAUCUUUUAAACCGCAUCUACGUACGUUUUUAGAGUUUAAAUUUUGAAAUCUUUUAAAAAUGUCCAAAAAAAUUUGUAAAUUAAUAUUGAAACAUGCUAAUUUCUAACAAUAAGUUAACAUUCAAAUCAACCAAAUAACUACUCUACCAAUCAGCCAACCAACCAACCAACAAACAAAUCAAUCAACCAAUCAGCCAACCAACCAACCAAUCAACCAACCAACCAAUUGGUCAAUCAAUCACAGACAAACCCCAAAUACAUUGGUUAACUAAAACAGUGCUAAUAUUUGCGUGUUAAGUUAUUUGAUCUGACAUCAAGAUUAACAACAAUAUUGAUUGCACAAUAAUAAUAAUAAUAACAAUGAUAACCAUUUUUAUAGCACUUUACUUUUAUUCAUUAUUCAUUCGUGACUAAGUGCUGAACCGGCAGUGUAUGUCAAGAGGUAGCUGUGAUCACCAACACUUGUCUCUGAUAUUAUUAUUAUAAUUUUGAUUAUCAUCAUUGUUAUUUCUAUUGUGAUUAUUAUUAUUUAUUUACCAUUACUGUUAUCGUUAAUAAAUGUUGUUGCAAUUGCUGUAUUUCUAGUAGAAUCACCAGAGCCGUUAAACAUGCAACCGUGACGUCACUAUCACGUCAUCGUUUGGUUAUCGUGACGUCACAUUGCACGAUCACCAUCGUCAUCAUGUCACUAAAUGAUAACAACACAUGAUAUUAAUGUAUCAUUUCAUUUUCAUAACAUAAUACUCCAAAUAAC
Helobdella robusta is the source of this 2402-nucleotide messenger RNA. RefSeq lists its product as hypothetical. NCBI's taxonomy places the organism in Eukaryota, Metazoa, Annelida, Clitellata, Rhynchobdellida, Glossiphoniidae. The transcript is spliced from 6 exons. The record is from RefSeq and is a predicted model, not a curated record. Gene Ontology annotation, cellular component: cytoplasm. Bases 553 to 1509 code for a protein of 318 amino acids.